AUGUCUCAUCUCAUCGCCACCGACGCGCCCCUGUCGUCUCCGCUCUCCGACUCGCACACCAUCCCGUGGGAUGCUCACCUCCAGCCCACCGGCCUGCUCUACCAACCGCAGCCUCACUUUGCGGUCGGUCUAUACCCUCAUGCAUACGCGUUGCCAACCGCAACUCCGCAGGCCGUUCCCAGCCCCCCCGCGGCCGCCCUCAAAAGCAGCCGUAUGGGCACCCCCAGCUCCGAGCCAGAGCAGACGUUGUGUCUUCCCACACAUCAGCUAUUCGACAUCCCGCCCGAUGGCCUCACCGAGUCUGCCGCGCCCUCCCCGUCCCCGUCGCCAGCCCCGGAGCAGGCUAGGGAGCGCCUGAGCAUCUCCAUCAACCCCAGCGCAGUCCCUGCCAAACGGCCAUCAACGGCCCCCUCAAGCACGUCCAAAAAACCCCGCGCGAACACCUCCACGAAGGAUUUUAUACCGCCGGACGUCUCGGGACUCAGCAAACGUGAGGCGCGUCUCGUUAAGAAUCGCGCCGCAGCGUUUUUGAGUAGGCAGCGCAAACGCGAGGAGUUUGAGAACAUGGAAGUGUGA
Molecule: messenger RNA, 576 nt
Organism: Fibroporia radiculosa
Lineage: Eukaryota; Fungi; Basidiomycota; Agaricomycetes; Polyporales; Fibroporiaceae
Exons: 1
Coding region: 1-576 (191 amino acids)
Source: RefSeq, a predicted model, not a curated record